Molecule: messenger RNA, 3193 nt
Organism: Hyla sarda
Lineage: Eukaryota; Metazoa; Chordata; Amphibia; Anura; Hylidae
Gene: LYPD6
Product: LY6/PLAUR domain containing 6
Exons: 7
Coding region: 890-1405 (171 amino acids)
Biological process (GO): positive regulation of canonical Wnt signaling pathway
Molecular function (GO): acetylcholine receptor inhibitor activity
Source: RefSeq, a predicted model, not a curated record
CGCCAGGGUGAAGGUUAAAUACUGUAUGGCUUGGCCUAUCGCCACCCUUCCCAAGAGCGAUAGGUAGAUGCAGAAUAAAGUAUUGUCCACAACCAGAGCUUUGCUGAAAACUUGCGUAAACUUUACUGAAGAUUUUCUGUAACAUACGAACAUGAGCAACAGUCUUUGUAAGAGAGUCUAUGAACAGCUUAGCUGAGAUUGACCGUUGGUUAGGACUUGAGUAAGUUCCUCAGCUUGUAGGGAUUUAGUAUGUGCAGAUCCGCUGGAUUUAGGGUUAUGUUUAGGUCUAGGGUCCUUGCCGAUAUUUGUGGGGAAAUUUAGAAGAACUCACUAACUGAUUCAGCCGAGGCCGCAAGGCUUUGGCCUAGUAAUUGUCGUUGAAAGUUGCGGAGGUCCUACGUCAUCCAGUGACAGCAACCCAAGAGAGCGAAUAAUGGCCGCAGCUCCCUUAUAUGGGCAGGGGCUGGCCGUUUUAGGAUUGGUCCACACCAUCUGUCAAUCAGCUUUACAAGGCAUUGUGGGUAUCACAUGGCCUAUGGACCUCCAAAGGUCCUUUUUACCUACCAUAGAGACUAAACAUCGUCACGUGACCCGCAGGUCCUGCGACGCUAGCGCAAGAUAAGACGGCCAAUAAUAAUGGAACGUCUACUAAUGAAAUAAGAUGUCCUAACCACGGCUGCAAAAACAAGAAGAUAAGGCUAUGGAUGGGCAUUCAGAAUUGGGACGGAAAGUGAACAAUUUGUCAUCCAGAGGACUGGACACGUGAAGCGUAUGCGCCAAUAACGGAGGUUUUACCGUAACGUCCUGAAAGCUCCUUCCGGCUUAUUCUUAAUUCGACUGGUAUUAGGAAUCUGCACUAAUGGCUGCAUGAACUGGACUUUGUUCUGCGAUGGAAGCGUGGCCGGCGGUGGCCUGGUUCCUGCUCCUUAGUCACAUAGCUGACUGGCUGCAAACAGUUAAUUCCCGAGAAUUUACGGUGCAAGAUAUCGUCUUCCUCUAUCCAUCCACAACGCCGUACCCUGGGGGAUUUAAAUGUUUCACCUGCGAAAAGGCGAAAGAUAAUUACGAGUGCAAUCGCUGGGCCCCAGAUGUCUACUGCCCAAGAGAAUCCAGAUACUGUUACUCUCAGCACGUCAUGGCUGCAUCGGGGGAAAGCUGGUCAGUGACUAAGAGGUGUGCGUCGCUGGAGCAGUGCCUGAACACUGGAUGCAGGGAGUCCGGUCCUCAGGGUCACAAGGUCUGCACUUCAUGCUGCGAAGGGAAUAUCUGUAACAUGGCUUUGCCCAGGAACUAUACAGAUGCCAUUUUUGCGACGACAUCCCCCCUGAGCCACUCUCAGAGACAUUUUGCCCACAGCGCCACCUACCUGCCGUGCUUAUUAUUCACUUUAUGGCUAUUAACGUAAACCCCAUCCAUACCUACCAUGGACGUGUACAUAGGAUUUAUUUAUGUGAAUUCCGGAGCGCUUUAAUUUGUACAUAUUGUAUAUAAUUAUUUUUAUACAUUUUUUUUAUAGGCUUGUAUGUAUGAGUAUAUAGCAAUUAUAUAAUAUAUAUACAGUAUACUAUAUAUAUAUAUAUAUAUAUAUAUAUAUAUAUAUAUAUACACAUAUGGCUAAUGUAUAGAUCUGGUGCAGAGAAUAGUGGAUGGUUUGGAUCCAUUUAAAAAUUGCACAAAGUGUAUUAAAAAUUAUCUAUUUAUGUCUUAAACAUGUCAGCUUGCUGUCAGUGAAUGGAAAUAUUUUAUUUUAGUUAAAGGGUUUAUCUAGAAAGACAAAACACUAAGAUGCUGCCUCCCAAAAAGAGCACCACUCUUGUCCUCAGGUUGUGUGUGGUAUUGCAGCUCAGUUCCUGAAGAGAAUGGAGUUGUAAUACCACAUCCAACCUGAGGACACGUGUGGCGCUGUUUUUGAAAGAAAGCAACUUUUUAUUAUUAUUAUUAUUAUUAUUAUUAUUAUUUUUUUUUUAAUCCUAGAUAACUCCUUUAGGUUUUGUUGACAUGGGGCGUUUAAUUAGUGGUACCCCAUUGCACAAUUUCAUACGAGCCUUGUGCCUUUUUUUUUAUUUAUUUUUUUAGGACAACGCAACGUGUUUAUGUAUAUUUGCAUAAAAUAGUUUUUUUUAAUGUAAUUUUGGGGUGCUUUGGAUACAAUGUGGAUCCAAAAAACUUCAGAUUCCAAUGUUGGGCGGUAUCCACAUGAUGUAAAUCGUGAAGGUUUCUGUUCACUGACUGCUAACAGUGAUCUUAAAAAUCGUAAGGAAACUUCUCUGCUCAGUGCAGAGAAGCCCUUCCUGAGUUUGGUCUCCUGCCUGCCGUUACAAGCAGAAGACCAAAAUCUGAGAUUUUGACCAGACGGAAUGUGUGGCCAAGAAGGGAGACCCCUGGUGGCCAGAAGUAUACAGCAGAAAAACUAACAUAAAAAGUAAUUUUUUUGUUAUUUUUUUUUUUAUGGAAGCCAAUUACAAAAAUUAUUUAUUUGGCAUAAGGAAUCAAAUAUUAAAAAUCAUGUUUAAUGACAGUGCCCAUUUAAGUGAAAUCCACUUACUGUACUGGAGCAGGGACUCCUUUCCUUGACAGGAAUCCCUGCUCUUGUUUUCACAGCGCUCUACACUGAUAGCUGAGGGUGCAACAGAAAUGACAGUGUAAAUUACACAUCUACGCAAACACCAUAGAUCGGACUCGCAAGGAAGUGCGAAGGCUACAGCAUGCUACUGCGCUACCGCCCCAUGUUGUCGUGCCACCGCUAUAUCUGUAUACUAUUUCAUUAUUAAGUUCAAUGCAUGAACUCUAUGACAAAGGUUCCAAAGUGCCCCCUAGUGGUGGGGUUGCUGAAUGGCAUCUUAGGUCUAUGCAGGGGAUUUGGAGCUCUGUAUGAGAAAACCUCAGCUCAAUCUGAACCAUAGAUAUACUGAGCAGUAAAUGGUAUUACAACGUGGUAUUAGGAGGUGGACAUAUUAUUUAAAGGGGUAUUCCAGGAAAAAAAAUUUUUUUUAUAUAUCAACUGGCUCCAGAAAGUUAAAAUUAUAAAUACAAAAAAGAAUAUCUGGAUGGCACCACUGAUUAAGAAAGCCUAAUGAGAAAGCCUAAUAUCCAAAGUAUGGUGUCCGGUGGUGCUAGGAAGUAAAUAGAAAACACAAUAUCAAACGUGGGGAAGAGUACGGCAAUGCCGCCGAGCUUCCUGCACUCACCGCUA